AUGCCUAUCCUCCGUGAAUCUCCAUGCUCCAAUUGCGUGAGCCGGAAUAUCUCUUGCCAGCAGCCCGCUCCACAAUCCCGGCCCGCGAGGGUGCCAGCAGCCAACCGCCAGCUCAAUGUUACCGGCCCUGACAUCCUUGAGCGUCUUCUUCGUCUUGAGAACUUAUUGGCGGAGCGUCCAAAUACCAGUCCAGCCUUGAGAUCCCCUAGCUCAGGAUCGAUAGUCCCGGAGGCCGACAACGCUCAGUCUCCCCGGCGCUCCCUUGGAAUCAUGCCCAAGAUACAGGACCUAGAGACCGAUGCCGUCCGUCUCGAGAAGCUGUGCAAGGUGCAGAGCUCUCUGGGCUCUGCACUUUCAGAUAGCCUCACCUUCAAAGUUUGCACCUUGGGCCAGCUUACCAACCCCGUAACUUAUAUAUUCCAACCUUCUGCCAGCUCAUUUGGUAUUGUCAAUCCCAUAAGAUGUAUCUGGAUCCCAGAACAUUCAGAGACAAGACUCAUUACAGACAAGUUCGUUGAAGAGAUUGACUACAUACGUCACAUCGUCUAUUUACCGUUGCUGCAACCUAUGAUCGAUGACCUGUAUAGACAUGGGGACUUGCAAGAUGAUGCAGUUACGGGACCGUUGGCCCUGCUUCUCAGCAUAAUCGCAACUGUGAGACAGAACUGGACGAGUUACGAUCCUAGUCAUGAAGUAUUGUUCCCCUCGUCCCCCGAGGCGAAGCAGCAAACUACCUCAUGGGUCAAGGCCACACUUGAUAUUAUUGACUACUCGGCCCGUGUUGGCUCCAACUCUCUUCAACAUGUCCAAGCUCUUCUCCACACAUGCUAUGUAUUGUUCCAUCUUGAAGGUUUCUCGACACAGCUGCGCUCCGUCUUUGGCACAACAGUCACAUUUGCUCGCAAUCUUGGCCUGCACAUCAUCGACCUGCCGGUGAAUAUGGACUACAAACCAAACACUCGGUCCAGCAUCCUUGCAGCUGAGAUGGGACGCAGGGUAUGGUGGAGUGUGGUGACGCUCGACUGGUACGAGAUAUGCCACAACACCCAUUUUUCGGGCUUGCUUCUGGCACAGCAUUGCUACCCGCGCGCGGACUUUUACCUCAUGCAUCCCAAGCUAAUGGCAGUAAAUCGACCCAGAGACUGCAGUGAUGAUGAGAUUGAGAACAAUGAGACGCCGGACCGAGGCCUGUCGCCAAUGACUUUUCACAUUCUGAAAAUACGGCUUGCCGAAUUGUGCCGCGAACACGCCGAGCACACGUUUCUGGGCGGAGGGCUGUACAGCGAGAUGAGAUACGGCCACGUCAUGCAUUCCGACGCCGAGCUCAAUAGGUUCACUCGUGAGCUGGUACCCGCCUUUCAACUAGGUCCGGACGGGUCAUUCCAGGAUCGUGGGCAUGACUCCCCUCCGCCGCGUGUCCUGGCAACUCAAGCAUACAUGCUCAACCUCAGUAUCCAAGCCCAGCUGUGUAAAUUGCACUUGCCUUAUCUCUUCCGAGCGGCUGUCGAUCCCGCCGUCGGUUACUCUAGAAACGCGUGUUUGGGUGCCGCGCAGCAGGUCAUACGGAUCGAACUCGUGCUCGAGAAGAGAUCCUGCCCCCCAUUUCUCUCCAACAUGACCCGUCACUGCGGCGUCCUCUACAUAAUAUGUCUCGCCUGUAUAGUCUUGCUUCUCGACCAGUGUCUUGGCUCUGCAGCGGGAAGGCACGAGGCUCCCUCGAGAGAAACUGUGGAGGCUUACCGGGUGCUCAAGAAUGCGAGCGAGUACUCGCCCACCGCCGAGAAACUCUUCAAUUCCCUGGUGCAUCUCCUGAGCAAGCACCGUGUCUCGCUCCCCACGAACCAAGCAACUACCAACAAGGAGAUGGAUGGUUUGAAUAAUAGGGCGAAUGGCAGAGUCUCUUCGCACAUUCUAAUACUGCCUGGUACCGUGAAUCCUAGAGAGGUGUCCCCGGCUAAUGAAGUGCCACAAGAGCAGCUGUCAGAUGGGCUGUGGCAGGCUACAGACAAUGGCAUUGAUAUUGACGACUUUGACUGGAAGGCUCUUUUUGCCGGGAUUGAUUCUUCUUUUAUUUGA
Clonostachys solani is the source of this 2076-nucleotide messenger RNA. The record is from the annotation of a GenBank genome assembly. Lineage: Eukaryota; Fungi; Ascomycota; Sordariomycetes; Hypocreales; Bionectriaceae.